GGCGAAGAGGCAGGAAGACAGGACCAUGUCGAAGGGCCCCGGGCCCGGCGGCUCCGCAGCUUCCUCGGCGCCCCCGGCCGCUACCGCUCAGGUGCUGCAGGCACAGCCCGAGAAACCGCAGCACUACACCUAUGUUAGAUACUAAAGAAGGCUUCCCCACAAUCCAUUUGCAUCUGCUUUGACUGGUGGUUUCUAUCAACCUACAAAGACUGACUUAUUGGUGAGGGCAGCUGGACAACUCUGAGAGCAACUUAGAGAAAUCCAUCUUGGGCACACUCUAUAAAGGAGCUCCUUCUCUGGAAAUAGCACCCCAGAUAAGUGCACAAAAGCAAGACACCCUCGUGGACCUACUUCCUCCCGCUUUCAACACCCUGAUGCCUGAAGUUUGAAAUCGCAACUAUGGACAGUUAUGGCUAAUCCUAGUACAUUGUCUUCCCUUCUUUUAACAUCUUGGAUGAAUUUGGGGCACACUAAUGUGUUAAGUGAAGAUGGAUGUUGAAUAGAUACUGUGUAGAUUCACACCAGCCAGCCAUCUUUAAAUACCUGCAUGGGCCACAGAGAGAUCUGCGGAGAAAGUGUGAAUGACCCGUGUUCUGGGUCCGUGGAGAUCCUUUGAGAUAAGAAGUGCAUAUUCAGCAAGUUUGAGACUCCUGGAUGUUGGUGGUUGUACUUCACUUUGUCUCUGAAUUGAUAGCCGUUUGUGUAGAAUUUGACAGCAGUAUCAAGAGCUGAUGAGGAAGAGAAGAUGGAAAGGAGUCUAGCGACUUAAAAAUCUCAUAGCAUUCUCUGUGAGGUGACCUUUUUCCUGCUGGGGCUCAACUUAUUUAGGAGAUAAAGAAGAUACUCAGGCCUGUGAUAGUAUCAACAUGUCCUAUCUGAGCUUAUUUGAAAUGUUUCAUCCCUUUCCUUAUUCUUUAUAUUACAAUUUACUUUUUGUGUUCCUAAGUCGACUCAUUUGUUUCCUACUAGUAUUUGAAACACCAUGUGGCCAACAUGAGUCCUAACAAAUUGAUUGCUGAUGAGGAGGGGAAAGGCCCAUGUGCCCACCUUCCGGUGAGAUUUUGGCCUUGUCACAGAACUACCCCCAUGGAGGAGAUGUAGCUAUGCUUAGCAAAGAAGAGGUUGAGAAAAUCUUUUGGCCUGGUGUUUUAUGAUGUAAAAGUUUCAAAUAGUAGUUUUUAUAUGUAUUUUGCAGAAAAAUAUUUGAAUCCACCGUUACUGAACUGUUAAGAGUCAGCAAUGAACUUUACUUCCUCUCGUGGACUUCACCAUGAUAGUCAAUGCCAUGACUUUUUGUUAGAGAAGCUGAAUAUUCUGGCAUGCCCUACUAUACCGUAGUCUGAUGGCUGAACAGUGGUAAAGUUUUCUUGUAAAUUCCUGAGUUCAGGGCUGAUGCUGAAACUUUUCUGAGUGAGAAGAAUGAUUCUCAGCCACUAUUCUUGAAUGUUGAAAAGCUUUGGAAAUUGGCUUUUUUUGCAUACUUGAUAAGGCUAAAAUUGCAAGGCAAACAGCCUCUUUGCAAAUCGUAAGUUGUAGUAAAGUUUCUUCGACAUCUAAUGUUUGAAUCAUGUCAUGUCAAGCUACUUUAUACACUUCAGUUUAAAGGCAAGAUUUCCAUUCCUACACAAAGUUACUGUGGAUGAUUUCUGAACACAAACUACUGUUCCAGCAGUGAUCUUGCUGCUGGAUGUGGAUGCAAAAGAAAUUUCCUUAUUUCAGAAUCCAUUUACCUGGCAACUAAAGAGUUUACAUCAAACCUUCGAUUGGAAGUGAUUAAAAGGCAACUAUCAAGACUCUAAUAGAAUUCUAUAGCUGUCUUCUAAGAGAAGAAUGUGCUCGAUUAAAAUCACGCUUGUGGAAUGGUACCUGAAGGAAUUCCGCACAGAGCAGUGCCCACUCUUCGUGCAGCACAAAUGCACUCAGCACCGGCCCUACACCUGCUUCCACUGGCACUUCGUGAACCAGCGACGUCGCCGUUCCAUCCGCCGUCGGGACGGCACCUUCAACUACAGCCCGGACGUCUACUGCACCAAGUACGACGAGGCCACAGGCCUCUGCCCGGAGGGCGACGAGUGCCCAUUCCUGCACAGGACCACAGGGGACACUGAGCGCAGGUACCACCUCCGCUACUACAAAACUGGAAUCUGUAUCCACGAGACAGACUCAAAAGGCAACUGCACCAAAAACGGCCUGCACUGCGCUUUUGCCCACGGGCCCCAUGACCUCCGUUCCCCUGUCUACGACAUCAGAGAGCUCCAGGCCAUGGAGGCCUUGCAGAACGGCCAGACCGCAGUAGAGGGCAGCACAGAGGGCCAGACAGCUGGGGCUGCGAGCCACGCUAUGAUAGAAAAAAUCCUCAGCGAGGAGCCACGGUGGCAAGAGACUGCUUAUGUGCUGGGGAACUAUAAGACGGAGCCAUGCAAGAAGCCCCCGAGGUUGUGUCGCCAGGGCUAUGCCUGUCCCUACUACCACAACAGCAAGGACCGGCGGCGGAGUCCCCGGAAACACAAAUACAGGUCAUCUCCGUGUCCGAACGUAAAACAUGGGGAUGAGUGGGGAGACCCUGGCAAGUGUGAGAACGGAGACGCCUGCCAGUACUGCCACACGCGCACGGAGCAGCAGUUCCACCCGGAGAUCUAUAAAUCCACCAAGUGCAAUGACAUGCAGCAGUCGGGCAGCUGUCCCCGAGGACCCUUCUGCGCCUUCGCCCACGUAGAACAGCCGCCUCUCGGUGAUGAUCUACAACCUUCUUCAACUGUGUCAAGCCCCACUCAGCCGGGUCCCGUCUUGUACAUGCCAUCUGCUGCCGGAGACUCGGUGCCCGUGAGCCCCUCCAGCCCGCAUGCCCCUGACCUCAGUGCUCUCCUCUGUAGAAACAGCAAUCUAGGAAGCCCAUCUAAUCUCUGUGGCUCCCCCCCGGGCUCCAUCAGGAAGCCCCCGAACCUGGAAGGCAUUGUCUUCCCUGGGGAGUCUGGCCUCGCCCCUGGCAGCUAUAAGAAGGCUCCUGGCUUUGAGAGGGAAGACCAGGUGGGAGCCGAGUACCUGAAAAAUUUUAAAUGCCAGGCCAAGUUAAAACCCCAUUCACUAGAGGCCAGGAGCCAAGAGCAACCUCUGCUUCAACCCAAACAGGACGUGCUGGGCAUCCUUCCCGCUGGCAGCCCCCUGACCUCAAGCAUCUCUUCCAGCAUCACCUCCAGCCUGGCAGCUACUCCCCCUAGCCCUGCUGGCACCAGCAGCGUCCCUGGCAUGAACGCGAACGCUCUGCCCUUCUAUCCCACCAGCGACACGGUAGAGUCCGUCAUAGAGUCUGCCUUGGAUGACCUGGACCUGAACGAGUUCGGGGUGGCUGCCCUAGAGAAGACUUUCGAUAACAGCACAGUGCCCCACCCAGGCGGCAUCACAAUUGGUGGCAGUUUGCUGCAGAGCUCUGCGCCCGUGAACAUCCCCGGCUCCUUGGGCAGUUCUGCUUCCUUCCACUCGGCAUCCCCGUCCCCUCCUGUCAGCCUCUCCUCACAUUUCCUGCAGCAGCCCCAGGGCCACCUGAGCCAGUCAGAAAACACAUUUCUGGGGACCUCAGCAUCACAUGGAUCUUUGGGUCUGAACGGGAUGAAUAGCAGCAUCUGGGAGCAUUUUGCCUCUGGUAGCUUCUCCCCAGGCACUUCCCCGGCCUUCCUGUCAGGGCCAGGGGCUGCUGAGCUGGCCCGGCUGAGGCAAGAGCUCGAGGAAGCCAACGGCACCAUCAAGCAGUGGGAGGAGUCCUGGAAGCAGGCUAAGCAGGCUUGUGAUGCCUGGAAGAAGGAGGCAGAGGAGGCCGGUGAGCGGGCCAGUGCAGCCGGCGCCGAGUGCGAGCUGGCCCGGGAGCAGCGGGACGCACUGGAGGGGCAGGUUAAGAAGCUGCAGGAAGAGCUGGAGCGGCUGCACUCGGGCCCCGACCCGCAGGCCUUGCCCACCUUCUCUGACCUGGAGGCCCUCUCGCUCUCCACGCUCUACUCCCUCCAGAAGCAGCUGCGGGCCCACCUGGAACAAGUGGACAAGGCCGUGUUCCGCCUGCAGUCGGUGAGAUGCCUUAAGUGUCAGGAGCAGAACCGAGCGCUGCUGCCAUGCCAACACGCCGUGCUGUGCGAGCUCUGUGCUGAGGGCAGCGACUGCCCGGUCUGCCAGCCCAGCCGCGCCCACACCCUCCAGUCGUGACCCUGCAGGCCUGGCCCCGGCCCGGCUCAGAUCUUCUUACCUAGGACUUUUUAAAGUAUAUAUAUAUGUAUGUAUGUAUGUAUGUAUGUAUAUGUAUAUGAUUAUAUGUAUACAUUUCUGUACGUGUGCAGGUAUGCGUGGGCAGCAGUGUGUGAACAGUGUCCGUGUGUAUAUCUGUACAUAGAUAUAGACACACACUUUAAAACAGACUUACCAAGCACUUUUUAAAAGAAACUAUUUUGCAGCCCUGCCCUUGCCCACUCUCUCCUUUUCCACCGCAGAGACAAAGGCCCCUCAUUGCCCUCCGUCUUUUUGGCAGGGGAUAUGUUUCUGUCUCUUUUUAAUGUAGGAAAACUAACUAGUUUGAACUUUUUCCUGGGGCCCGAGCAGGAAGCUGAAAGGGGCCAAGGGGAGGAGCCAGGCCUUCAGAGCAGGCCCUGUUCACUGCGCCUCCCCAGGCCAUGGCCAGAGCCAGGGGUGUGGACAUCCCCAGGGCCAGACCUGGUUCCCAGCCACGAGGCUUGAGAAGGGGGGUGUGCUGGGGUCUAAGCCAGCCUAGCUCCUAGGUUUACCAAAUGUGUAUUUAGUCUGGGGUUGGCAGGCCAAAGCUGCAGGGGCCAGCCCUGCUCCCAUGCCUGGGCCCUUGAAGCUCCUUGAGGGGCAAGGCCCGGGAGUUCUACCCCUCAGGUUCCUGAGGCCAGGAGUCCUCCUCAGUCCUCUCCCUCCGGGCCCCCAGAGCAGCCUCCCUGGCCCCAGGACCCCUUACCAGACUGGCACUGCCCUCUUCAUAACCCUCUAGCUGCUGUCAGCGACCCCCUCCCUGCCCUCCCUCCGGCAGCUAGCGGGGCAAAUGGCAGGAAGGAGCUGCGGACUGGGGACCAAGGCGGGGCGUAGGCCCUGCGCUCCUCACCGGGAGGGGCUCCGUAUGCAUUCCUUGGUGCUCUCUUGAGUGCAGCUGACGUCCUGCCCGUUUGGAGCAGACGCCUGUGUACGUGUGUGUGCGUGCCUGUCCAAUGUAUAUUGUGUCUUAGCUUCCAUUUUAAAAAUUGUUCUGUACAGAAAGAUGCAGCGGGGGCGGGAGGGGCAGAGCGGGCGGAGGGAAGCCGCCCUUGUCCCAGCGCUCGGGGUCUGGGGUGGGAGCGAGAGGGCUGUGAAGGGUCUGGCCUGGCCCAGGCUCCCCCUUGGGCUCAGCACGAAAGGGCUUUCAAUGAAUUAAGUGAAAACUUUUUUUACAAAAAUCAAAAAUCAAGCUCCAAACCUAUUGGAAAUAAAAUAUGAACUUACA
This is a messenger RNA of Mustela lutreola (European mink), 5476 nucleotides long. RefSeq names its product unk zinc finger (gene UNK). NCBI's taxonomy places the organism in Eukaryota, Metazoa, Chordata, Mammalia, Carnivora, Mustelidae. The transcript is spliced from 22 exons. The record is from RefSeq and is a predicted model, not a curated record. Gene Ontology annotation, biological process: cell morphogenesis involved in neuron differentiation. Gene Ontology annotation, molecular function: metal ion binding; mRNA CDS binding. The coding region runs from base 1831 to 4191 and encodes 786 amino acids.